Messenger RNA from Mesorhabditis spiculigera, 3620 nucleotides. The record is from the annotation of a GenBank genome assembly. NCBI's taxonomy places the organism in Eukaryota, Metazoa, Nematoda, Chromadorea, Rhabditida, Rhabditidae.
AUGGACGGCUUCCUCACCGAGAUGGGACCGUUCAGGCCGACAAAGGAUAACGGAAGCAGCCUGGUGGAGAAUGUGUACUCAUGGAAUAAGCUAGCCAACAUGCUGUACCUCGAAUCACCACGUGACAUCGGAUAUUCGUAUCGGGAUAAGACGGCUCCGAAAGAUACUCUUUACAAUGAUGAUAAGACUGCCGUCGACAAUGUAUUGGCUCUCCAGGCUUUCUUUGCUCGAUUCCCCGAGUACAAAAAUCGUGAUUUCUACGUGACCGGCGAAUCCUAUGGCGGCGUGUACGUGCCGACCCUGACGAACUUGUUGGUGAAAAUGAUCCAGAAUGGCACCCUACCGUAUGUGAAGCUGAUCGGAAUGGCCGUCGGUAACGGAGCCUUGAAUCGAAUGGAUCUCGUCAAUUCCGGGCUGGACCUCGUCUACUAUCGAGGAAUUAUUGGAAAAAGCGAAUUCGACGCAAUGCAAGAGUGCUGCCAGGCGCCGCAAGAGCUGAGCGCGCCGCUGCAGAUGUGCAACUUCUCGCAAUAUGUUAAUAUUGAUGAUUACGGAAAUGCGGUCGUGGUCAACUACACGGACCCGGUGAAGCUGCGCUGCUCCCAGCGCACCGUCAAAUACGGCCAGGAUUUGGUGUGGAGCACGCUUAACAACGUCUACAACACGUGGGCCGACUGCUACACCCAGUCGCCCGACUCGAUGGAUAUGGGCGAGAAGUUGGAGCAGCUCGUUAGGCAGCACCCGUACCUUAAAUUAUUUGCCAACUCGAUCGACUACCAAAUGUUCAGCAACGGCCAGAACCCCUUCGUCGACCAGGGGAGCCAAGGCACCUCCACCUCAACAGACUCGGUUGGCGGCUUCUCUUGUUAUGCUCAGGCCGCUGCUACGGCUUAUAUGAAUCGGCAGGACGUGAAAAAGGCCCUCCAUAUUCCGGACGGGCUGCCGGCUUGGCAAUUGUGCAACGACGAUAUCAACGCCAUCUACUACAAGCAGCAGCACCCCGACAUGAUGCCCGUCUUCCAGGAGAUGUUCGACUCGGGCUACCCCCUCCGCUUCCUCAUCUACAACGGCGACGCCGACAUGGCCUGCCAGUUCAUGGGCGACCAGUGGUUCAUCGAGCGCUUUAUCGCCAAGAACAUGAUCCCCACCACCUCCCUCCGUCAAGUCUGGAAUUACACCAGGACCACCGAUUUCAUGCCCAGGAUUGGCGGCUUUGCCAAGACGUUCGCCUUGAACAACAUGACUGUCGAUUUGCUGACGGUUAGGGGAGCCGGCCACAUGGUGCCCACCGACCGCCCCGGGCCCGCCUUCCAGAUGCUCCAGAAUUACCUCGGAAAAUCGAACUAUACAUCCAUUGCUUCGAUUGACUACGCGCCGAAACCUUUGCUACCACAGUACCAGCCACCACCCACCAAGACUUGGACCCGAAAACAGGCCGACCGAGUCUGGGAUCUGCCAGGAAUCACCUACAACCUCAACUUCAAGCAGUACUCCGGCUACCUGAGCGGCGUCGCUGGAAACUAUUUGCAUUAUUGGCUCGUCGAGUCGCAGGGAAAUCCGAAAACCGAUCCGCUGGUGCUGUGGCUCAAUGGCGGCCCUGGAUGCUCAUCGUUGGGCGGUAUGCUCACCGAGCUCGGUCCGUUCCACCCGAAUCCCGAUGGAAAGACGCUGUUUGAGAAUGUUUUCUCAUGGAACAAGGUGGCCAACGUACUCUUCUUGGAAGGGCCGCGCAACGUCGGCUUCUCAGUCCAGAAUCGAUCGAUAAAUCCGGAUGAGGAUUACAAUGAUGAUAGGACAGCCAACGACAACUACCUGGCGCUGAAGGACUUCUUGACGGCGUAUCCCGAAUACGUCAAUCGGCCAUUUUACGUGACAGGUGAAUCCUACGGUGGCGUGUACGUGCCGACGUUGACAAGCCUGUUGAUCGACAAAAUUCAGUCCGGCGACCUGGUGGGGCUGAACUUGGCCGGGAUGGCGGUCGGCAACGGCGAGCUGUCCGCGCUGAAGCAGGUCAACUCCAUCAUCUCGAUGCUGUACUUCCAUGGGAUUUAUGGGAAGAGCGAUUACGAUCAGCUGCAAAAGUGCUGCAACAACACGGGCGAUCCGACCUGGUUCGAGUACUGCGAUUUCUCGCAGUUCAUUACUCUCGACUCCGCCGGAAACGCCCAAGCCAAGGUGGCCAACGAUCCGUGCGGGACCCAGGUGGCCGACCUCGGGCAGAUGCGUGUCUGGACGAGCAUUAAUGACGUGUACAACAUCUACCAAGAUUGCUACCAGACGACGUCGACGAUGCUUGGAACGCGGAUGUUCCGCCCGCAUAAGGAGGCCAUUCAGCGGCAUCUGGAGCAGAAGGUCUUCGUCGACCAGGGGUUUGCGAUUUUCAGCUACACCAUCAACGACAUUUACAUGCAGCAACAUAACGACACCGGCUCCGUUUUUGACCACAUCGUUAAAUCCGGCUACCCCCUGCGCAUGCUCAUCUACAACGGUGACGUCGACCAGGCCUGCAACUUCCUGGGCGAUCAGUGGUUCGUCGAGGAGCUGGCUACGCGCCAGAAUUUCGCCGUCGCCAAGGCGCGCAAGGAGUGGCGCUACAUGGCCCAGAUUGCCGGCUACGUCAAGCAGUUCAGCUACGGGUCAGGGUCGAUUGAUGUGCUGACGGUUAAGGGUGCUGGCCACUUUGUCCCCACCGACCGCCCGGGCCCGGCCCUCCAGAUGAUUGCCAAUUUCCUCCGUGGUCAAGACUACAGCAACAAGCUGAUCGUCUCGAAGUCGUUGACCUCGCUGACGCGCGGCUACCAGAAUGCGGAAAGGACAGCCCAGGCCUCAAACUACUCGGCGCCUACCGUAACCCGGCCGAAGUCCCCGAUUUCGGCGCACUACGGCAAGAAAAUGGACAUGCAUCUGGGGGCAGCGAAGGCGGCACGAGGAGUCAAGCUCGAGCUCCCGAUCCUCGACAUCCCCCCGCCGGCCCCGACCACCAGGGACCAGGACCGGAUUGAUGCUUCCCAACUGCCCGGCCUCACCUUCACCCCCACCUUCCAAAUGUACUCCGGAUAUCUCGACGCUUCGAAGGGAAAUCAUCUCUUUUAUUGGUACGUCGAGUCGCAAAAUCAGCCAUCCACCGAUCCGAUCGUAUUAUGGCUGAAUGGAGGCCCCGGCUGCUCAUCGCUUGGCGGCUUCUUCCAGGAAUUAGGCCCGUUGAGAAACAACCCCGAUGGAACGACGCUUUUCGAAAACAUCUACGCAUGGAAUAAGUACGCCAACGUACUCUUCCUGGAAGCCCCACGAGGAGUUGGAUUCUCCUAUCGAUCUAAUGAUGUAGAUCCGGAUACGAUGUAUAAUGAUACCUAUACGGCCAACGACAACGUGCUCGGCCUCGCGUCUUUCUUCCAAAAGUUCACCGACCUCCAGAAUCGGCCAUUCUACAUUACUGGAGAAUCCUAUGGUGGCGUGUACAUUCCAACACUUACUGACGCGCUGAUUAAGGGAAUUCAGGCCGGCACCUACUCGUAUAUCAAACUGGCCGGAGUGGCAAUCGGCAACGGCAUCCUCUCCGAGAUCAAGCAGAUCAACUCGGCCGUCUCGCUCACCUAUUUCAAGGGACUUCACGAUAAGGC